GGCUCUAAUUCGUCCCGUUUCCCCCUCGUGAUUCAGAUUUCUCGAGUCUCCUAACUUCAUCCCUUCCACUCCCUACUAACACCGACAUCAAAUAACCCCUCUCGCCCUCCCCGCGUUCUUUGACAAAUGCUUGCCCGCAGCGCCCUCCCCCGGGGCCCAUUCCAAUUGCUUGUGAGGGCCGCUCCCCCUUCCCGCUGUGGUUUGGCCACCGCUACUGUCUCCAAUCCCUUCCAUUACACUGUCGGCGAAUCAGCGGGUAUCAAAGUUGCGUCAAGAGAUGAUGGUGGCCCAACCACUACUUUAGCAGUGGUUGCAAGAGGUGGAAGCCGAUAUGAGACCGCUCCCGGAUUGGCCCACGGAUUGGAAAGAUUCGCAUUCAAGGUACAGCCCCCCAACGGUCUGAUUUUGACAGCCAACACGGCCGUAGUCUAUGUGAACUCGAAUUUAUGAAACUGACUUUUCAAACUGAUCAACAGAACUCAAGGCGAUCUGCCCUCCGUCUUCAGAGGGAAACUGAAUUACUCGGCGGCUCCCUCGGUUCUACGCUCUCCCGAGAAAAUAUUAUUCUCCGUGCGAAAUUUCUGCGGGAUGACCUUCCCUACUUUGUCGAGGCGCUCGCUGAUGUUCUCAUCCAUACCAAAUACAAUCGUACGCCGUCCUACUUUAUGCAAUUUGUUGUUUUCAAUUCGCACUUGGUUACCAGUUUGUUGCAGACAUGAUCUGACUGCCGAGUCAACAGCCUACGAAUUCAACGAACAAGUUGCCUCCACUAUGGCCUUCGAACUCGAGAAAUUCCACCAUACCCCAGCAGCUCUCGCUCUUGAUACAGCGCACAACGUCGCAUUUCACAGGGGACUUGGCUCUAGCCGUUUGGCACUAACCAACAAGUACCUUACCAAGAAGCACAUUACCGAGUAUUCCAAAAAGGUGUACAGCAGGGGCAAUAUUGCAGUUGUUGCUUCCGGUGCUCCUCAACCGGACCUCGAGAAGUGGGCAGCUGAGUUCUUCAAGGAACUCCCCUCAGGAACUGGACCAGCCGUGGUCCCCGCUAAAUACUAUGGAGGUGAGAACCGUCUUUUCUCACCCCAUGGCAACGCCAUAGUCAUUGCCUUCCCCGGCAGUGCCAGCGAUCCGUCUUUCAAGGUAGAGUAUAUUGUUCUGGCAUACCUGCUUGGUGGAAAGGCCUCUGUCAAAUGGAAUGCUGGAAUGUCACUCUUGUCCCAGCCGGCCUCCGAGGUCCCUCACACCGCUGCCGUAGCCAAGCACGUUGCAUACACUGACGCUGGUCUCCUGUAUGUCACCAUUGAGGGCCCUGGAUCUGCACUAACCCAGGCCGGAAAGAACGUUGUGACCGCCAUCAAGAGUCUGGGGGAGGCUAAGCUCGAAGAUGUCAAUAGGGCCAUUGCCCUUGCAAAGUUUGGUGCCCUUGCCACGGCAGAGGAUAGAAGCUCUGGUUUAGAGGCUGUUGGACAGACUGUCAUUGCUAGCGGAAAGGCACCGCAGGUUGAGGGUGUUGUCAAAGCUCUAGAUGGUGUUACGGUUGAAGCAGUCAAGGCUGUAUGCCUUCCCCGAGAUGUUAGCCUUUUUAUAUGCCUAUUAGCUAACUAACCUUGGUACUUGUAUAGGCCGGUAAGAAGCUCCUCGAGUCAAAGGCCACAUUCGUCGCCGUCGGCGACACAUAUCUCCUGCCAUACGCCGAGGACCUGGGGUUAACGGUCUAAAGCACUAACCAUCAGUUAAAGUGAUGGCUUAGCAUCUACUAAGGGAACAAACCAAACAAACAAAAAAAAGAAAAAAAGAAAUUUUUUUUUUCUCAUGGCAUUUUCCAUUUCAAUAUACCGCGUGCUUUAUGACGUCAUAUGGUUGGGGAUCGAAGGGGUGAGGAUUGGCAGAGGGUGGGGUUAUAGAAUAGGGUAGAAAUAUGGCGGGCCGAAAAGAGAAUAAGCAAAGGGGAUCGGGUAGGGUCCGCAUAUUUGAAGACCAAACAAACAAAUAUUUGUAUCAAACAGUGUGUUUCCUUUUUAUGUUUGGCGGGAUUUGAUGGCUUCUUUGUGAUAUGAAUUUAUUCUGUUGGUCUAUCACACGGAUUCCACCUUAACGGUUAUUGCGAGUGGUCGUGGCGGGCGACGGAAGAAGCUUGAAGGGCAACUUCGGGUUGGAGUUCUUGCAUUCUGAGUCCUUUGUGGGGCCUAAACUACUCACACGCUCCAACCUCCCGGAUACUCCAUCUCCUCAAGGCUCCGAUUAUAGCCUGGAAAGGCGUAUGGCAAACAACUAACCAAGGCACCCCGUGCUACACCAUGCUCUCCCCUUCCCAGCUUUCACCUGCACUGGAUCUGCCAUGACCAUUUUCUUCCAGGGAUCCACGGCGCCUUAUUGUGCUGCACCUAAGGUUAAUGUUUUGCCAUAGAAAUCUGCUGUGUCUAGCCUUGGACCUUCAUCUGUUGUAACUCAUAUGGUUGGUGCUGUGUGUCGUACUCACUGUGCGCCAGCACACAAUUUUUACUGUCGUUACCCUAGGUCAGUCUACGCUGUUCUAUAGGUAACUCCCAAUGCACCGUACAGUACGAGAUAUUACUGACUCCGAACCCGUAUAAAACAAACAAGAUUUUACCUAGUUUUCUGCAUUACUCAUCUCCCAGGACAGUCAACCUGUCACCAGCACUUACUGUAGCUUGUCAGGGUUACUGCAACAGUAUUAUUAUACUCCCCACAGCAUCAAGCCAAAACCAAAAAUAGGGGGAAGCCGACCGCACGCACUCCCGUCCGCAAGGUCGGACCCUCUAGCAGGUAUUAGCCCUUUUGGUCUGCUAUAGAUCGCGGGCGAGCGGGUGGGGUAUCGUGAAGCAGUGAAGUCCUUGCAAGAAGCACAUGUGCGGCGCCUGGUGGGUUGGUUCUGUUCUAUGGACUGACUUGUGGUGUUCUAGAUCAGUUCUUGAAUAUCUUUGGCCACAAGUAUUCACCCGUGCGUACCACACAGUCUCAUGAUUAUCAGAGACGGAAUCUUCUGACUAUACAAUUGUUAUUUGUUUUCU
Molecule: messenger RNA, 3035 nt
Organism: Tuber aestivum (summer truffle)
Lineage: Eukaryota; Fungi; Ascomycota; Pezizomycetes; Pezizales; Tuberaceae
Source: the annotation of a GenBank genome assembly